AAUAGUGAUUCGAAGAGUCUAUUGAUGUAAUGUAGCUCACCGAUUUCUCACCACACUAAUGCCUUUGCGUCUAAUGAUUCCUUCAAUGACGAACAAAUCUCUUCUUCCUUUACUCUUCUUCUCUCACCCAUCACCUACUUUCCCUUCUUCUCGCUCCUUCUGAUCAAUCCAGAACCACACAAUUUAAGAGCUGAUGAUUGAUUUCGAAUCAUGGGUUCUUCUUCUCUGAACACCCCAUAUAAUAAUCCAUGGACGCCUGCAGAUGCUGUACUUCGAGACUGCUCUCAAGGAAUCUGCAGCUUUUAUUGCCCUCAAUGGUGCUCCGUCAUCUACCCACCUCCUCCUGUGCCUUCUCUCACAGCCAUCGGAGUAGCCGCCACCGCCGGUGACGAUGACGCUGACGACUCUUCUUCAUUCCGGCUCUCUCCCCUCAUAGUUGCUCUUAUCGGCAUCUUGGCAAGUGCUUUCGUCUUAAUCACUUACUACACCAUCAUCUCUCGUUUCUGUACGAGACGAACCCGGAUCCACCAAAACGACGCCAACCAAUGGAUGAACGACAAUGACGAGUCGGCGAUUCAAGCCUCGUCUUCUUCCUCCAACACCGGUGGCUUAGACGAAUCCCUGAUCAGAUCAAUCACAGUCCGGAAGUACAAGAAAGGAGAUGGAUUAGUCGAAGGUACGGAUUGCUCUGUGUGUCUCAGUGAAUUCCAAGAUUGCGAGAGCUUGAGAUUGUUACCUAAAUGCAACCACGCGUUUCAUCUUCCUUGUAUCGAUACAUGGUUGAGAUCGCAUUCGAGUUGUCCUCUAUGCAGAUCCAACAUCGUCAUAUCCAACACUUCUCCGUCGUCUUCUUCUGGUAAUUUGCCAAAUCAAAGAGAGAAUUCUCAGUUCCAGGAAGCUUCGCGAACACUAAGCGUGCACGUGUCUGCGUUGGAGCACCAGUACAGGAACGAUACGGUGAUAGUGAUUCAGGGUUCAGAAGAGGAAAUUCAAGUCGCUUUUUCAGGGAAUUUGGAGGAGAGAAAUCGGAGUGAAUCGAAUCAAGCAAGAUUGUUGUUGGUUGCCGAUAUACUGAGGAACUGUGAAGAUGAUGAUGAGGAAGUCGAGAUUGGAUCGUCAAAGGAAAAUGGGAGAGAAGAUAAGGGAAAAGUGAGAUCGGAAUGAAUUGAUUUUCCUGGAAAAUUUGUAUACGUGAGGGAUUCGAAGGUGCAGAGUUGUUCAUUCCAAAAUCAAUGGUUCAUUCGAGAAUGCAUGGUAAUCUCUCUUCGAUUCUGCAUCAAAAUUCAGUUCUUACAUAACAACACAGCACCAUCAUAAUUCUUAUCAUGGGCUAAUCUUGAGGAGUGUUGCUAUUGAAAACAUAUUUAACAGAAACAUUUUAUUGCCAGAAAUUCUCAUUUUCGUUCUCUGUUUUACCCCAAUAAAACGCUUGAAUUCUCUUUU
Molecule: messenger RNA, 1443 nt
Organism: Prosopis cineraria
Lineage: Eukaryota; Viridiplantae; Streptophyta; Magnoliopsida; Fabales; Fabaceae
Product: RING-H2 finger protein ATL51-like
Exons: 1
Coding region: 211-1164 (317 amino acids)
Biological process (GO): protein ubiquitination
Molecular function (GO): transferase activity
Source: RefSeq, a predicted model, not a curated record